Medioppia subpectinata is the source of this 464-nucleotide messenger RNA. NCBI's taxonomy places the organism in Eukaryota, Metazoa, Arthropoda, Arachnida, Sarcoptiformes, Oppiidae. The record is from the annotation of a GenBank genome assembly.
GGGUGUCGGCUUUGAGCGAUUCCAAAGCCUGGGCCGAACUCGUGUCCGUUAACGCGAAGUAUGUCUACAAAAUACCAGCGAAGAUGAGCUACGAAGACGCGGUGGCCGUCACCAUGAAUUACGUGGUUGCGUACGCCCUCCUCUUCUGUGUCGGUAAUCUUAAGAGCGAUCAAACAGUUCUCGUCCACUCUGUCGGCGGAGGUGUUGGUCAAGCGGUGGCACAAUUGGCCAAAACUGUUGGUAACGUAACACUGAUUGGAACCGCUUCCAAACACAAGCACGAGUCGAUCACGAAUGUGACUCAUCUCAUCGAUUCCGCCAAUGAUUAUGUCCAGGAAAUCAAGAAGAUAUGUCCCGAUGGCGUGGAUUUAGUGUUGGACUGUAUCUGUGGAGGCGAUGCCAACAAAGGCUACAAUUUAUUGAAACCUAUGGGACGCUAUGUGUUGUAUGGUAUGUAUCGUAUU